AUGUUUUCAAGAGCAAAUCCAUUUGAUGAAUCUGUCAUCGCUGCAACAAAUGAAAACCUCACUGUCGAGAACUGGGAGCUUAUCUUGGCAGUAACCGACAAGAUUACUCGCGCUUCACCAGAAAGCGCAAGAGAGUGUGUUGCUGCGGUGGAGAAACGAUUAAACAACAAGAACCCCAAUGUUCAACUCUAUGCCAUUGCCCUGACCGAGGCUUUGGUCAAGAACUGUGACAUUACCGUGCACCGUGAGAUAUCUUCCCGCUCAUUCACCAACACACUUACAAAGCUUGUUCAUGAUAAAACUGUCCACCCUAAAGUGAGAUUGAGAAUUCUAGAAUUUAUUCAAAUGUGUUCUUUUGAAUUCAGAGCUGAUUCCACACUUGGAUUGAUGAACGAAGUGUACCAUUCAUUACGUGCUGAAGGAAUUCAGUUCCCAUCACCUCAAAAGCCUAAAAAGGAGUUUACGCAGUCCGAAUUGGAUAAGCAAAAGGAGGAGGAAGAGUUCCAGCUCGCUUUAGCGUUGUCUCUUUCCGAAUCAGAGAAUCGUCCCUCUUAUAGAUCGUCUGCAACUCCUGCUGCGUCUACUGCUCAUGCUGCCACCACCAACACUGCAUCCUCCACCAAGCCCAAAGAUGAAGAUGCUGCUCCUCAAAUUUCCAGAGUAAGAGCAUUGUACGAUUUUCAACCCACAGAACAAGGUGAACUCGGUUUUGAAAAGGGCGAUAUCAUCCGUGUGAUUGAGAGUGUUUAUCGCGAUUGGUGGAAAGGUGAAUUGCGUGGAAAGACGGGUAUCUUUCCUGUCAACUAUGUCGAGAAAAUUGUAGAUCCUUCCCCUUCUGAUUUGCUAAAAGAAGCCUCUGUGGAGAAUGAAGUAAUGAAUGAAACCCGCAACAUUGAUCGUUUGCUGGAAAUGCUCUCUAGUAAUGAUCCUCGCGCCAAGGAUUCCUUCUCAGACAAUGAAGAACUCCAGAAUUUGUAUAAUAGCACCUUGUCCAUUAGACCUAAAUUGGUCAAAUUAAUCGAAAAGUACAGUUUGAAGAAAGAUGAAUUGGUUGCUUUGAACGAGAAAUUUAUGCAAGCUAGAACAAUGUACGAUGGCAUGCUCUCGAAUUCCAUUGCUAGGUAUUCAUCUCCAUCUGUGGGCGGCUAUGGCGGAUAUCCACCCAGUCGCCAGCCUUCUUAUGAUCCCCAGCAACAGCAGCAGCAGCAGCCUUAUGGCGGCUAUGGUGGUUAUGCACCUUACCCAUCGCAACCUUACGGCGGUUAUCAGCCAUUAUCCAGCCAACCUCAGCAGCAACAACAACAACAACCUCAAAGCCCUGCUACUGUUGCUGCUGCACAACACCAAACACCCACUCAGCAACCAACAUACGCUUACAAUGCUGAGGCCACUCCUCAAGUGAACAAUGCUGCAAUUUCUCAGCAACAACAGCAACAGCAACCUCCAUAUGAUUAUAAUGCUCAACAGAGCCCAUACCAGCCUUCAUAUGAUAACCAACAACAGCAACCACCACAGCAAACCUCUGAUUACUCUUCUCCGUCUUACCCUGCUGCUGCGUCUUCUGCCACACCUUCUCAAGAUGUCAAUUAUACUGUAAAUCAGCAAGCUCCUCCUCAACAGCAAAGUUAUGGUGCCUAUGUUGCCACCACGGGCACACCUGAAGGAUACCCAGUUGCCACUUACACUUCACCUCCACUUCAACAGCAUCAACAACAACCACAACCACAACCACAACAACAACAACAACAACAACAACAACAGCAACAGCAAUAUGUUGCCCCUGAAACAACUCCUGGAUAUCCAGGACAGCCGCAACAGGCCUAUAACUAUUAG
Molecule: messenger RNA, 1833 nt
Organism: Mucor velutinosus
Lineage: Eukaryota; Fungi; Mucoromycota; Mucoromycetes; Mucorales; Mucoraceae
Exons: 9
Coding region: 1-1833 (610 amino acids)
Biological process (GO): protein transport to vacuole involved in ubiquitin-dependent protein catabolic process via the multivesicular body sorting pathway
Cellular component (GO): ESCRT-0 complex
Molecular function (GO): phosphatidylinositol binding; ubiquitin binding
Source: RefSeq, a predicted model, not a curated record